AUGAAGAUUCAAACUGAUGACCGUCCUGUCUCAAAGAAAAGAAAAACUCGUCCUUCCUCUGUUUCUCAAAACUCUGAAGAUGAACCAUCUCAUCCUCCACCUGAGGAUACACCAUCACCACUACCAUCCUCUCCACUACGUAACUCUCCUGAUCCUACUCCUUCUCCUGCCUCACCUGUCCCCACAACAACUCAGUCUACACCAAUCCACAAACUGACUCCACUUCGUGAAGCCGAUCCUAUCCCUGAGGAUGCCUCAAAAUCAGCUUCUCCUCAACAAAUGGAAGAUGGUGAGGAGUUAUAUUUUGAUCUGAAUCUAUCUUAUCCUCCAUCUCCUACGGAUGUGCCUAUGGCUUCUCCUCCCACUGUGCCAGUGGAUGAAGAUGUAAUCCCUCCACCAGAUUUUUCGCAACAAAUUCCUCCUGCUGCAAACUUUGACAAAACUGCUCAACCUCUCCCUGAGGUUACAGGUGUGUUCAGUUCCCUUGACUCCUUCUUCACUGCCACAACUCAUAACCAGUCAAAGGACAAGGCUGGGAGCUCUCAGAAUAAGAGUUCCAGUGUCAAUGACCAGCCUAAAGGCUCGGCUCCUAGCACAAGGAUUGGGGAAAACACGAAGCAGAUGAAACUCCUAAAAUUAAUUAGGAAAGACCAGAAGAAAAUUCUUCAGCGCUUCACUCAUUUUCAGAACUCUUUGGUUCAGUUUGGGCUCAUUCUUGAAUGGGUUACCAAACACUUGGUUCCUACUAUUGCUCCUGGAGAUCUUCCUCCUGAGCUACCAGCCCAGCCAAACUCUGAUGUUCCAUCUCCUUCAUCCUCAUCAGAUGACCCAGCCUCCUCAGAUUAA
Cicer arietinum (chickpea) is the source of this 846-nucleotide messenger RNA. Lineage: Eukaryota; Viridiplantae; Streptophyta; Magnoliopsida; Fabales; Fabaceae. The record is from RefSeq and is a predicted model, not a curated record.